Messenger RNA from Polyodon spathula (Mississippi paddlefish), 1118 nucleotides. RefSeq names its product integumentary mucin C.1-like. The transcript is spliced from 4 exons. Lineage: Eukaryota; Metazoa; Chordata; Actinopteri; Acipenseriformes; Polyodontidae. Bases 111 to 605 code for a protein of 164 amino acids. The record is from RefSeq and is a predicted model, not a curated record.
UAAAUACCAGGUCUGUGCAAUACACAGCAACAGUGAAGUGUGUUCUUUUGAUCUGCAGUAGCAAUUCACUACACAGGUCCAUCAUCUUGCUUGGAUUCCGCACAGAAGAAAUGAUGUUUACGAAGCUAGUUCUGGUGCUUCUGUUAGCUGCGUAUGUUCCAGCACAGGCCCAGGAGUGUGAUGUGAACCCAUCAGACAGAGUUGAGUGUGGAUACCCUGGGAUUAGUGCAGAUACCUGUAGAUCAAGAGGCUGCUGCUUCAAUUCGGCCAUUAGUGGUGUAAAAUGGUGCUUCAAACCAAAAGUUCAGAUUUGUGAUAUGAACCCACCAGACAGAGUUGAGUGUGGAUACCCUGGGAUUAGUGCAGAUACCUGUAGAUCAAGAGGCUGCUGCUUCAAUUCGGCCAUUGCUGGUGUAAAAUGGUGCUUCCAACCAAAAGCCCAGGUGUGUGAUGUGAACCCAGCAGAGAGAGUUGAGUGUGGAUACCCUGGGAUUAGUGCAGAUACCUGUAGAUCAAGAGGCUGCUGCUUUGAUUCGGCCGUUCGUGGUGUAAAAUGGUGCUUCCAGCCAAAAGGUACAGCAUUCUUAAGGGUUGCUACUGAAUAGAAAUGUUGCAUCCCUGAAUGCCAAGGAAAUGUGUUCAAAUACUGCUUUCAUUGCCUUAUCAUGAUCGUAUACAUACUGAACACACCUUUACAAGCAAAAUCUUUUUUUAAACUUAAGGUAAGCAAUGUUCUAUUAAACUCUCUCCUGUGUAUUUACAUGUCACUCCUUUCCAAUAAUUAUAUUCCAGACCACAGUUCAUAUUUGAUACAGUUCAUGUGAUGCAUGUUAGAUGGUACUAUUGGGCUAAGGGUAGGAUAUAAACACCCCAAAAAGUGUAUUAAAAAGGUUAAUAUCAUAACCCUGGUUCCCUGAAAUAGAAAUGUAAUCACUACCAAAUGGGUAUUUACCUCCUAAAGACCCAAAGCCUGAAUAAAUUGUAUUAAAGCUGCUCGCAGAGCCGGUGACGCAGCCAUGGCCCACCCCUGACGGCACAAAAUGACAGCAUUCACAGAACUCACUGACAUAAUAAUUCCUUCAAGACUGCUGCAAUCAUGGAUGCAGCGACCGUGAAGG